Messenger RNA from Papaver somniferum (opium poppy), 708 nucleotides. RefSeq lists its product as uncharacterized. The record is from RefSeq and is a predicted model, not a curated record. Lineage: Eukaryota; Viridiplantae; Streptophyta; Magnoliopsida; Ranunculales; Papaveraceae. The transcript has a single exon. Bases 1 to 708 code for a protein of 235 amino acids.
AUGCAUGUCUCCUUAUACUAUACCAAGAUUAAGACCUUAUGGGAUCAAUAUGAUUCCCUGGUUGCAAUUGAAGCCUGCAUCUGCAGGGCUGGGAAGUCUUUGCUUGAACGUGUUGAGCGUGAUAGAGAAAUUGAAUUUCUCCAAGGUCUUCAUGAUCGAUUCUCGAAUUUAAGAAGCCAGAUUCUGACAAUGGAUCCAUUCCCAAAUGCUUUGAGGAUUUUUAACUUGGUACAACAAGAGGAGGAGCAACAGAAUAUCACUGCUAGUCCCCUACCAACUGUUGAAUCUACAUCACUCAACAUCAAUGGUCAUGCCCCUCAACAUCCUCGUUCUUCCACUAGUCACAAUAAGCGUCAGCAUGCUCAUUGUGACUACUGCAACCGCCACGGCCAUGUUUGUGACAAGUGUUAUCGUUUGCAUGGAUUUCCAUCUACACCCGGCAACCCACCAACUACUGCUAAUACAACAAUCGUGACUCAAGAAAAUCAAGUCGCGCAACCACAAGUUCCUUCUCUCUCAGCUGAACAAUACUCCCGUCUCAUUGUUCUCCUUGUUGGGACAAUUGGAUGCUCUGAUACCAAUUUUCCCAACAAUUGGUAUCAGAGCUAUAGGUUGGGUAGAAGAUUUGAAGAGAAAGUUUUGGAUUUUCUGGUUGGAAGAAAUUUUGAAGACGAAGGAUUUGGUUUCAUCAAGUAUGUGAGGAUUUGA